CGAGGACUUGGAGCUUGGCAGCUCAAAAAUCGAUUCGUGAACGUGCACAAAUUGUCUCCUAGCUGGCAUUGAUCAUGCGCUCAAGUGCUGUCGUCGUUUGGCUUGCGUGCCGCGCGGCUGUGGCACUGGGCCUUGUGCAGCCAGUGACACGCCAGCCUGCAACAAUCGUUGCAAGUCGUAGAGCUGGAAUUACUCUCGCGCAACGACAAUGCAGUAGCGAUGGAACAUCUCUCUCGCAAAGGCAUCGCCUAGACUGCAGGAGAAGCCUGCUGGGCGCAACCGCGGCCGCGGCCGUCGUGGCGCUGCUCCCUUUGCGAGCGUUCGCUGCGGAGGGAUCGUGCCGGACGAAGCCGGGCGCGCUCUACGCGGAGCGCACCUGCGAGCGGUAUGGGAUUCAAAAAGACGGCCGCCUCGCGGGCUGCCUGCCGUCCGAGAACUGCGUGAGCUCGUCGGCCAUAAAGUCGCCGGCGCAGUUCGACGCGCCGUGGCUCUUCUCGCCCGCGACGCGCGACGCCGACAGGGCCUUCGAGGAAUUGGUCAAGGCGGCGCAGGCGUCGCCCGAUUUAAAAAUAGCCGAGACUGACCCGGCGCGGCGAUACCUGCGGGCUACCGCGCCGUCGCAGAUCAGCAACUACAAGGCCACCGAUGUGGAUGAUGUGGAGGUGUUGAUUUCCGCAGAAAAGGGCCUGGUCUUCCACCGGAGCGCGUCGCGGGAGUCGGUCUUCUUCUUCCCUCCCCAGAACAUCUACUCGGUGCCGCUCGGCGACAACGGCUCGAACCGCGGCCGCCUCGAGGCGCUGCGCAAGGCGCUGGGCUGGGAGUCGACGAACCCGCGGCCCGAAGACGAGGCCGACCUGCCUAGUUCCUACCAGGCGCUUAAAUUUGGGAUGUAG
Messenger RNA from Pelagomonas calceolata, 893 nucleotides. The record is from the annotation of a GenBank genome assembly. Lineage: Eukaryota; Pelagophyceae; Pelagomonadales; Pelagomonadaceae.